CACUGUCCGGCCCGGUGCCGCGCCGCGAUGGAGCUGCAGCCGUCGGGUGAGGAGGAGCAGCAGGAGGAGGAGGAGGAGGAAGGCAGGGAUUAACGCUGGGCCGGCUGGCGCAGAGGCGCGGCUGAGCGCUCCGGCAGGAGCCCAGGGCCCUGCGGCCCGUGCAGAAGGCAGGGGCGGGAGGAGCGGAGAUGCGGCUGCUCCAGCCGCGCCGCUAAAGCUGCCGGUCACUCGCCCGUGGGAGGAGGAGGAAGGAGGGCGGCGAGCUCCUUCCUCCCCGCUGCGCCGCGGGGCGCGGGCAGGCCUUCCUCCCGCUCAUCCCAGCCCCGAGUCGGAGCCGCCGUCGCCCCCUCUGCCUUCCUGCGCUCUUCCCACCAUGAGCGGGGCCGUUUUCACCUCGUAAAGAUGGCGGUGUGGGAUCGCUGCAACCUUUAGACUAAUGACUGUCAGAAACAUCGCCUCCAUCUGUAAUAUGGUUCUUCAAGAGCAGCUCCACACAGUUGCCAGCUUCCCUCCAUGUGGUGCCCCAGCAUGCCUUGUGCUGGCAAUGCCACACAUACCUUUCAGCUGCCCUGGAGAACGGAGCCUGCCUCCGGGGGCACCAAUGCCUCUGCUCUGGAAAAAGACAUUGGCCCAGAGCAGUUUCCCAUCAAUGAACACUACUUUGGAUUGGUCAAUUUUGGAAACACCUGCUACUGUAACUCCGUGCUGCAGGCAUUGUAUUUCUGCCGGCCAUUUCGGGAAAAUGUGUUAUCAUACAAGGCCCAACAGAAAAAGAAGGAAAACCUCUUGACUUGCCUGGCAGAUCUUUUCCACAGUAUUGCUACUCAGAAGAAGAAAGUCGGAGUUAUUCCACCAAAGAAGUUCAUAUCAAGGUUACGAAAAGAGAACGAUCUCUUUGACAACUACAUGCAGCAGGAUGCCCACGAGUUUUUAAAUUACUUGCUGAAUACAAUCGCCGACAUUUUGCAGGAGGAGAAGAAACAGGAGAAGCAAAACGGGAAGCUGAAAAAUGGCAACAUGAACGAAGCUGAAGAGAACAAUAAGCAAGAACUCACCUGGGUGCAUGAGAUUUUUCAGGGAACACUGACUAACGAAACUAGAUGUUUGAACUGUGAAACCGUUAGUAGCAAAGAUGAAGAUUUUCUUGACCUUUCUGUUGAUGUGGAGCAGAACACAUCAAUUACACACUGUCUAAGAGACUUCAGUAACACAGAGACAUUAUGUAGUGAGCAGAAAUACUACUGUGAAACCUGCUGCAGUAAACAAGAUGCACAGAAAAGGAUGCGAGUAAAAAAGUUGCCAAUGAUUCUUGCCUUACACCUCAAGAGAUUCAAGUACAUGGAACAAUUGCACAGGUAUACUAAGCUGUCUUACCGUGUAGUAUUUCCCCUGGAAUUACGUCUCUUCAACACGUCUGGUGAUGCUGUCAACUUAGACCGAAUGUACGACUUAGUAGCUGUUGUUGUUCACUGUGGAAGUGGACCGAAUCGUGGGCAUUAUAUUACUAUCGUGAAAAGUCACGGAUUUUGGCUCUUGUUUGAUGAUGACAUUGUAGAGAAAAUAGAUGCUCAAGCAAUUGAAGAAUUUUAUGGACUGACCUCUGAUAUAUCAAAAAAUUCGGAAUCUGGUUAUAUUUUAUUCUACCAGUCAAGAGAGUGACUUGGGAAACUGUGACAACUGCACACAACAGCUCUGCAGGCAAAGAAGGUGAUGGCCCAAUGAACUGACUUUUACAAAGACCUCGUCUUGUAUGGCUGAAAAACUAUAUCUCCUGUCUCUCAUUAAAUGGCCUAUGUGCUAUUCACCAUAACUGUUCAUUUUUGAUGUACAGAACUUUCUUUCAGGCAGGGAGGGUAGUUUGUUGUUCUUAAGUCUAAUUGAGAAGUUAAUUGUAGUCAGUUUUUAGUGGAAUUUGUAUGGAAUAACAUAACGCAUCAAAAGAAUUGGACUAUUAAACCAAAUCCAGAUAGAGCAGUAUUUUAUAUGGAAGAGCUCACUGUGUUUAGCCCAAAGUUGUUAAAAGCUUUCUAAAUGAUUUUGGAGUGCAUUGACUUACUUAACCAAUUUAAAUAUAAGGGGGAAAAAAUCUGCUUCAUAAUUACUGGAAUUGCCAUAGGUUGGGUUUUUUUUUUGUUGUUUUGUUUUUUUAUGUGCUACUCUCAACUGUGAAGGAAGUUAAUCUUCCAAAAUCAUUUAAGCUUUGGGGUUGUUAAAAACUUUCAGUGUAUAAUGUUAGGCCUCAAGUUCACAUAGAGGAAUAUAAAUUACAAUGGAACUAAGCAAUAUUGUAUGCCCAGUCAAUGUGAUAGUACAGGUGAUGUGAGAUUUCAGAACUUACAGAGCACUGGAAUAAAGUCAGUAUGAUGACACAUGUAACACACAGAUGAACUGCAUUUAUAGAGAUUAAGUUUAUUGUUCUGUUAAAACAAUAUAAUACGUUCUUGACUUGAGUUUUCAGAUAUAACAAUGCUGCUCUUGUACAAUAUAUCUGCGAGGACUGAAAUUACACAGUCCAGCUACAGGUGUGCUGUUGGUACACUACAUAAAACAGGGCUCCAUCCUACAUUAUUAUUAUUAUUGAAUAUUAGACAGCAUUUUGAUCAGACUAAGUUCUACUGUUUCUGAUUUUACUGGGUGAAUUUGGCUGGCUAUGUAGUCGUACAGUGGUUAAUAAAACCAUCAAACACACAUACUGGAAUAAGGCAAAGAAAGAGUGUAGAAGAAUGUGUCAGUAGGGUAUGAGAAGGAAUAGAAAGCAGGAUGAGACACAGGUAGCACUAGGUAUCUCUAUUGCUUGGUUUGACACAGUUGUACAGUGCUUGAACCUUAUCACCCAAAUGCCUAUCCAAAUUAAAUCAACAGCAUAAAACCUCCUGUUGUCUUAAGGGCAACCAAGAACUGGUUCUAGUAUUUGCAAGGACACUUUCUCAUCUCACAAAAUAUAUUUUUAAUUGUUACGUUUUAUUCACUCUCGUUCAGUAUUUAUGAGACAGUGUUGCUUUUGGUACUUUUCUUUUAGAAGCCUGGUAGUCAGUGUUUCAGAAAACUGCUUCUGAACCACAGCUAAAUCUAUUUUAGUUUUCUGUAGGAAAAAUAUUUUUCCACUGUAAUCUACUGUGAAUGUGAAAUAUCUUCUCAUUGAAUAAUGGGGAAAGUGGAAUACUAGCUUCUACACCAACGUUGAUUGAAAAGACGGAUUUAUCUAUGGCCAUUUUGCAAACCAAGGAAAUGUAGCACUUUACACUGAAGGAGGAACAGAAGUGAGCUUUUCAUAUGACAUUUUUUUUGUGGUUUAUCAUGUCAUUAUACUAGUACAAAAAAAAAAAAAAAAAAAAAGAUGUAGAGUAACCUCGGGGUCCUUGGGUACAUGAAUAGCGGAGCUCUUCAGAGAUCACUCAUGUGAAUGAAGGUUGUUAUGCAGGCUACAGAUACGCAUAAUUAGGAUGCCAUUCUUGUUCUUGUAUCGAUGAUGGAGUGAAAUGUUCUGUCUGCAACAAAAAAGACAGACAUUCUACAGGAGAAAAGUUAAACCUGUAAAUCCUUAUUUGAUGAAUUCAUUUAUGUGCAUUCCAAAUUUCCACAUUAAAAAUAUAAUAAUUAAUUGCCUUUUAAAACAAGAGCAUUUCCUGCUCAUGAACGAAGGCAGCUUCCAGACCAGCAUUCGCCAGUGUUGGUCCAAGGGUCCGUACUUCAUGGCCUAAUGCUGAACAUUCAUAGGGCAUCCUUCAGUUUCCAAACAAGCAACAAAAAGGCAUCUUUAAUGCAGCUCAUGUUUAUACAUGAAGUCAUUUUGCAUAAGAAUAACAUUAAAAUUGGUCCAAUUUUAGGAUAUUUGUUAAAUUUUUUUGAAUUAGCUUAUCUGACAAAUUAUUAAUUAUUGGUUGGACUGGAUGAUCUCAGAGGUCUUUUCCAACCUUGGUGAUUCUAUGAAGUACUAUUUAAAUGAUAAAUUAUAGAAUGCUCUUUGCUUUUCUCCAGCUGCAAGACAGCUCUAGGUUGUAAAACAUGCAGAUAAUUGCUACAUGUUAUUGAGAGCAAAAUUCAUAGAAUGAAUUUACCAUCAAGUAUGGAAACCAUGCUCAAAAAUGAAGCACCCAAAUCUUCUGCUAUAACUACCAAGAAAUGCACAAGAUCUAUGACAAAUUAUUGAAAAGGUUCAUCUCAUGAAAGAUCAUGGAACUGAUAUGACACCAGUCCACCAUCAGUGUUCUGACAUUAACUCUGAAAUAUCACGGAAUGCUCACGUUAUGCAAGUAACGGCUAAAUUAAGGGGUAUUUCUUUCAAUCCCAAAACGUUGCACUUAUAGUUCUAUACAUCAUAUCCAACUUACAGCACGCUGAAUGUCUUGACUUCAGUCUGGCAAAAGCUGUCCAUCACAGUUUUGCUUCGGGCAGGAGAAGUUCUGGCCUAUGCCAAAUUAAAAACACCUGUGUGAGUUUUGCAGGAUUAGGAUUUUUGCAGGAGCAAUAGUAUGAUCUACAGUGUUUUAUUUGAUUAAAUAAAAUGCAGUCCUUCCUCUCAUGCUUAUACAUACACAUCCAGUUCCUUACAGAAGAAUGGUAAAAUAUCUAGGACAAUCACAGCUUUUCAGCCAGCAAACUGAAAAUAAAAAGAUAGUACACGUCUAACAGUGCCCUGUGCUUCCCUAAAGUUGCUGCUUAUAUAGCAUUUGGUUUUGAGUGUAUUAGGCCUAAUGGCAUCUGAAGUUCUCUACCUCUUUCACGCCCUGCUGCUGCUGCUAAGUGUUACCCAUUUAAAAAUUACCAUGUUCUUACUCAGAAAAGAACAGUUCCAUCCUAUGCCGUUUUCCCACCAAACUGAAGGAAGCACUGCAGUGUGGAUUAAUCGCUUAUCUUAGAGGAUGAGCUCAGACCUUAAUUUUUCUACAGAGCAAGCUGUCAGGGUUUUAUGUAAUUUCUAUUUCUGAGACACAGCAGAGGGAGGCAGGAGAAGGAGUGAUGGAGAAGCAUCUCAGUGAAGCAGAACACCUUGUUGCAGUCCCAAAAUGACUCUCAUCAAUUCUGUAUUAAUCUUCAGUAACAGCAGAGAAACAGAUAUAACAUCUUAAAGAUCUUAUUCCUUUAGCAGUUGGGGUGAAGAAAACAAAAGCAGUAGGUGUUUCCUUCAUGUUAGACUAAGAUAUUAAAGAUCAAAGCUGCAAUUAGAAUCUGUGUUACAUGGUGGCUCCUAAAGUGCUGCCACACCUCUCUUUCAUCAUCAGACAUGACUUGUUACAGCAUCAUGUAUGUGGGACCUGAGCUGAUAACUUGCAGCUACCUGUGAUGUGAUGCCUCUCAGCAGCAGACCCUUCUUGUUUUGCCUCUUUGUUUUUGCUGCUUGUGGCUGGUGAGUUGGAGCAGUGUCUUGCAGCUGAAUGUGUAUUAGAAAUAUCAGGUUUUAGUUUUAGCUUCAUUCCAUGUUAGUACUUUUUAUCAAAUUCUGUUUUAAUUUAUUUCUUUUAUUGUUGCCCUGUUAAUGUAUCUGUAUAAUAAUUUAAGCGGUUAAUAAUAUUAGUUCUCUAUUUUAAUUUGUAUGUACUUUGAGUUUUUACAUGUAAAUAACCCAAGCACUUUAAGCAUUGAUGUCAAUCUUGUGAAAUUCCAAUCAGCUUAUCACUCUGCUGUUGGCUUUUUGCUUUGUAUUCUUUUGCUUUGGAACCCUUUGCUUAUGAUCCAGCAUAUCAUCUAGUUACAACCCAAUUUCCAUACCUAUCUUUGGAGUUCUAGUUGAGUGGAACUUCGGGAAGACCGGAUUUGUUCAUACAUAUUUGUUCAUAAGUAACAAGUAUGCAGUAUUUACUGCAUGCCUGUCCUCUCAGCUUGUAUAACAAUACAUACCUGAUGAAUGCAAUAGCACUGUAUGUUUCACAGUCUUAGUUGCACUCUUACCUGCUAGCCCAUCUGGAAACAAUUGCAAUCCUUCCAUCUGUUACAGCUAUCAAUAAUCAUAAUGUUGAGAAGCUCCGCUUCUUACAGGAAAAGUCUUUUGUACUAAACAAUGAAGCCAGUAUUCUACCAAUAACGCACGUAUUGCUCUUUGCCAUUUUAUCUGCUCUCUGUGUAGUCUCAAACAUGAGCAACCUGAGGAGCUGCAUUUAUUUGUGACCUUUGUGUGUACAGCAAAGAGAGAAAUCUUUUCACAUGUUUCCUCUCCCCACUUUGGUUUGUAUAAAGGGAAGAUUGGAAGCAGGGUAUGUGCUGGUGUUAAAACAAAAUAGCAUUCCAUCUAUCAGAGGCACUGGACAUUCCUUAUGGAGCAGUGCUGGUGUAGCCAUGUCAGAAAACUACUUCAUUUUUCUGGAGCAAGAUUUAUUGUUAGGUUUUUAGACAUAGUAUUCUGUUUGAUCAAUGAAAAGCCCUGGACUUUUUCUGUUGCUGCAUUAUUUUUUCUCAGUUUAACAUGGCACUGAAUAUUUAAAUGUCCCUUGGCAAGCCUCAAUAGACAUGCUUUUAAUUUCUUUCCAGCUAACAUGCAUUACUUCAAAGAGAUUACUUGAACCCAGCCACAAGAACAAUUUAGAUUAACACAGCCCUUUUGCUUACCAGGUCAGAUAACACCUACCAGGAGGUAUGUGCCCACCUGAUGGGACCAGCUGGGCUAAACCAGCACCUUUUCACACACUAAUGAUCCUUUACCCCCUAGGAGGUUUGUUUGCUGGCUUUGCCUGAGGGAUUUAAUAUAAGACUGCACAUAACUCCCUUUAUUUCACGGUCUCAGAGUUGCUAUAAUUCUUUAAUAAAUCUACUUCAUUGGGUUAUCUGGGCUGGGAGUAUUGCACAAUAUAUAAUAAAUUAACUUUUCUGUGCCAUUCACAAUGGUAAGUUUUGGCAGCCUAAUGCAUAUGAUGAAGCCUGUUACAGGUGGCAGCUUCACUAUGUUUAAGAUUAUUGAAUAGCAAGAGAUUAUUCUGUUAGUGUAGUAGUGCUGUAGGUCUGGACUGACAUGUAGCACCUUAACCUCCAGCUUACCCAGAUGAAAUUGAUGCUUUACAUUCUAGAUAACCUUACCCCCUUCUCCCAGAGGUUCCAAAAAGGCAGAAGCAAACCCUCUGAGAAAAUGCCUUGCAGUUCACUAAACACCUUGUCUGCCACAGUAGAUAAUUCAGAAGUGUUUGCAUUCACUCUCCCUCAUCCCCCAAACCCUUAGAACAUAUACAUUCCUUAAAGAGGCUGUGCUCAAACAUCAGCUUUCUAUUUGCCACUGCAUUCAUAUUCUAGAGUCCCAUGAUGGAUUCUGUUCAUGUAAGAUGUUAUUUUCUCAUCUUCUCACAGCUUUUGUUCUAACUGUAAAAGCAACUGCAGGGCUGCUGUAUUACACAUUCAAGUGCUUUUCCUAGAGAUUAUUUUCCAGCUUCAGUGGCUUUCAUUAAAGAGCACUAACAGGAGCUUUGGGAGUAAAGUCAACAUCACUGUCUGAACACGGGUGUAGGGAGGGAAGAAAGAAGAGCAGAGGCAGGAAUAUGGAAAGAGCUGGUUUGUCUGAUGCUUUGAAUGUGUAUAUCUGUAAAUACAUAGUCCCUAUCUAACCGGUCCUAAAGGUGCAAUGGUAGUAGAACUACUUACAUAUUUUGUGCUAGUUUUUUAAACAGAGUAAGAAGUAGUAAAACUAUUGGGCAUACAACUGGGGACGCAUAAAAAUACUGAAUUUCUUGUAAAGCAUACAAUACACAGUGUGUGUGUAUCGGAGUAUCUACUCUUUUUAAUCAUGUACAUGUAAUUAAACCAUGCACUACCUGCAGAACUGUAAGAUAAAUCUCAUGUUGGAUAUUAAGGUUGUAACAUAAGAAAUCAGUAUUUUCUCCUGUUAACAUGUUUAUAUUUUACAUAAAAUAAACUCCGUAGCUGAUGUUGCUUCCA
Molecule: messenger RNA, 7857 nt
Organism: Coturnix japonica (Japanese quail)
Lineage: Eukaryota; Metazoa; Chordata; Aves; Galliformes; Phasianidae
Gene: USP46
Product: ubiquitin specific peptidase 46
Biological process (GO): protein deubiquitination
Cellular component (GO): cytosol; nucleus
Molecular function (GO): cysteine-type deubiquitinase activity
Source: RefSeq, a predicted model, not a curated record